UAAAGAAGGGAAUGAAUACCGACAUACGUGUUUUUCUCUGUCAGUUGGGCUCGCGGCGGCGGCGGCGGCGGCGAGGAGCGAUCUUGGAUACCGAUAAGGGAAGAAAAAGAGAUGUCGGCGUACGACGAGGUGGAGAUCGAGGACAUGGAGUGGAACGAGGAGCUGCAGGCGUUCACGUACCCGUGUCCCUGCGGCGACCUGUUCCAGAUCACGAGGGAGGACCUCCGCUUCGGCGAGGAGAUAGCCCGCUGCCCUAGCUGCUCCCUCUUCAUCACCGUCAUCUACAACCCCGAGGAUUUCGCCGAUCCCAAGAAGAGCCAACCGGAGCCCUCCAAGCCUCAGCCUGUGGUCGUCGCUUGAGAUGAAUCGGUUCGAGUCGGAUCCCAGGAAGGAAAAAAUGUGAUGGGGCAGUGCAAACAUAGUGACAAUUGGAUGGAUUUUGGACCACGAGGAUGAGAUCAAGUUUUUUUUCUUUUUGUCCUUUUUGAAAUUUUAAAGGGGAUCUAAUGCCUUUUAUACUACAACCUAUAUUUUCAUUUCAAACAUAUUAUUGAAGGAGACUCAGUAUGUAGAUAUACCUCUAUGAAGUUUUGGAAGUAUUUGUAAGAGUUAAUAAUACCCUUUUUUUGUUGAGUUGAUGA
Molecule: messenger RNA, 641 nt
Organism: Elaeis guineensis (African oil palm)
Lineage: Eukaryota; Viridiplantae; Streptophyta; Magnoliopsida; Arecales; Arecaceae
Product: diphthamide biosynthesis protein 3
Biological process (GO): protein histidyl modification to diphthamide
Cellular component (GO): cytosol
Molecular function (GO): metal ion binding
Source: RefSeq, a predicted model, not a curated record